AUGAACAUCUCUAAAUUGGAUACAUGGCUGAAGAGCAUGAAACCAUUCACUGUCAAUGGCUUCCUCACAAAGUUGGCCACACCUGUCAACCAAAGGGCAGGCAGCAGUGCUCUGGCCAAUCAUCAUGGGCUGGGAGCAUCCUCUCUGAUGAAGUUGCAGCAAAAGCUGAUUAAGCUACAAAGUGACAAAAGGGAGCCUAUUGUCUUCGGUCAUGUGUAUUUUGUAUCUGAGAAAACAAAGAGGCACAGGAUGGUUAGCCUGCUAAUAAGACAUUGGCAAUGCAAAUUGGCAUCACUUCAGGCUUCACAGGAACAGCAAAUGACAAAAGGCCCAGUUAACUCUGAAGAAUAUCCUUGUCAUGGCAGACACAUAAUCUUCCUAGUCUCCUUCACCACAAACCACAUGUCAGUCUUCCCCACUGAGUUGGGCAUCAUCAUGCAAAGUGUAAAAUCUGCAGGUGCCCUAACCAAAGAGGCUGUUGGGGAGAAGAACAUUCCUGUUGAAAACAAUCCUCAUCCAUUAUCAAUACUAAUGGGCGACAAGGCUGAGUACUGGGUCAAUGGCAGUGGCGACCUCCUGCAUCUCAAGCAAUCAAGGCAGGAUAAGAUUGGAACACGUACAUUCAUCGUCUUUGUUCUGGGAUACAGUGUGCUCGAGGGUUGGAAAGACAUGAUUCCAGAUUUCCUGCAUCUCUUCAGCAAAGUCUGA
Messenger RNA from Suillus bovinus, 708 nucleotides. RefSeq lists its product as uncharacterized. NCBI's taxonomy places the organism in Eukaryota, Fungi, Basidiomycota, Agaricomycetes, Boletales, Suillaceae. The record is from RefSeq and is a predicted model, not a curated record. The coding region runs from base 1 to 708 and encodes 235 amino acids. The transcript has 11 exons.